GACUCCAUUUGGCGGAAGAGGGAAACAUAACCUGAAACAUUCGAGUUUCGCACCCAUUUGUCAGAACUCAAAACCCUAAUUUCUUCUUCUUCAAAGCGACUUGGUUUUGACGAGAUAAAAAUGUGGAAUCUUGAUCGUGAUUGGUACUCUCCCAGAAGCCUUCUCAGCACUCCCACCCAUUAUCAUUUUCCAGGUGAUCGAUUCAUACCCAACAGGAGUUUGAUGGAUCUUGAUCAAGCUCACAGUUUACUCACCAACAGGUUCAAGAUAACUCCUCACAAUGAACGAUUCAGUGAAGCGUACAGACAGAAACUGGAUGAGACACUGAGUUUGGGUUCAGAUGGGAAGCCAUUUAGGAUGUUGGUUUUCAGGGGAUGUCCAAAAUCAAGUAGAAAAUCCCUUCGUCACAUCGAUGAGAUGCGGGAAGCAGAGGCGGCGGCAUUACGAAACAGUAACAAUCAGUCCCACUCUCGUGCAAUGCCUAAGAAAGAAGCAAGGAUAUUGGAUGCACCAAAUAUUAUAAAUGAUUACUACGCAAACAUCAUGGAUUGGGGGAAAAACAACAUUCUAGCUGUUGCUUUGGGCUCAGAAAUUUUCCUUUGGAACUCCUUGAACAGCAAUGUACUUCAGCUGUUUGAAGGCACCGACGACGAUUGUCCCACCAGUGUUGCGUGGUCUCAAGAUGCCAAACUUCUGGCAGCAGGAUUUAUGAACUCUAAACUUCAACUCUGGGAUGCUGAGACUUCUAAGCCAAUAAGAAUGCUAGAAGGUCAUAGGAAAAGGGUAGCAAGCAUUGCAUGGAAUGGUGAUACUUUAACUUCCGGAAGCCAUGACAACUCCAUAAUCAACCAUGAUGUUAGAGCAAGAAGAAACGUUACUUCACGUGUUAAAGCACACAGAGGAGAAGUUUGUGGUUUGAAAUGGUCAAGAAGGGGAAAUAUGUUGGCAAGUGGUGGCAGUGAUAAUCAUAUCUAUAUAUGGGACUCAUCUAAAAUGAGUUCGUCGAGCUUCUUGCACUGUUUUAAGGACCAUCGUGCUGCAGUCAAGGCCCUUGCGUGGUGCCCUUAUGAUUCAAAUGUGCUUGGUUCUGGAGGUGGCACAGAUGAUAGAUGUAUUAAGAUAUGGAAUGUUCAAAAAGGAACUUGCAUUCGCAGCAUAGAUACUGCAGCUCAGGUGUGUGGAUUAGAAUGGAAUAGACAUUAUAAGGAGAUUUUAAGUGCCCAUGGCUUUAGUACAAGUUCAUCGCACGACCAACUUUGUUUGUGGAGCUAUCCAUCCAUGACUAAAGUGGGAGGCUUGGACCCUCAUGCUUCAAGAGUACUCCAUCUAUCUCAGAGCCCGGAUGGGUUAACAGUGGUGUCAGCUGGGGCAGAUGAACGUCUUCGCUUUUGGGAUAUUUUUGGGCCACCUGCUACUGAUACAUCAAAGAUCUCAUAUCUGGAUAACCUUUUGUCUUUUAAGAUAUCCCAAUUAAGAUAACCUUUUAUAUUACAUAUUUUCCCAUUUUGCAUUCCUCACUUUUCAUUGAUUUUGUUUUAAUUUUUCUGUUUUGUGAAAGGUGAUCGUUUCAUACCCAACAGGAGUUUGAUGGAUCUUGAUCAAGCCCAGAGUUUGCUCACCAACAGGACUGAGAAAAUUCAGUGACAAUUCAAUUUGUCUUGUGCAGAAUUCCACAACACAUGUGUUUCCAGCUUUUGAAAUUCACCUGACAUUUUUACUUCUGGCAACAUAGCAGGGCUGAAGGAGUUAGGAUUGGAUUAUCUGGUUUUGAUGGUUGGAUUUGAGUAGAUUAGAUGAUAUAGAUGUUUUUCCAUCUUAAUUAUCAUUAAGAUUGGAAACAGCCUUUUGAUAACCAGUGAAGACAAUUUGUAAAGAAAACUAGGAAACUGGAUCCUCUCCUGCAGGAUUUCUCUGCAGCAUCCCUGCAGCGCAAACAUGGGCCGCCGCCUGAUUAAUCCAGUGGCAGUAAAGGGGUAGUGACUAUGCAAGGAAGAGAUAGUGCUAAUUAGUACUGAUGCAAGACAUAAAUUGCUACUGAUCAGUAGCAUGAUUUUCUUUAACAUGUUUCGGUAUUUUUGUAUAGGCCAAAUCAUUUGGCUAGAUUUUGAUAUAAACUAUGGUUGAUUUGGUUGCAUGUGAUGUGAGUUGGCAACUAUAUAUAUAUAUAUAUAUAUUUUUUUUUUGAAAUUAAGUUGGCAACUGAC
Molecule: messenger RNA, 2204 nt
Organism: Lotus japonicus
Lineage: Eukaryota; Viridiplantae; Streptophyta; Magnoliopsida; Fabales; Fabaceae
Product: cell division cycle 20.2, cofactor of APC complex-like
Exons: 10
Coding region: 121-1479 (452 amino acids)
Biological process (GO): anaphase-promoting complex-dependent catabolic process; positive regulation of ubiquitin protein ligase activity; positive regulation of anaphase-promoting complex-dependent catabolic process
Cellular component (GO): anaphase-promoting complex
Molecular function (GO): ubiquitin ligase activator activity; anaphase-promoting complex binding; protein binding
Source: RefSeq, a predicted model, not a curated record